Molecule: messenger RNA, 1508 nt
Organism: Fopius arisanus
Lineage: Eukaryota; Metazoa; Arthropoda; Insecta; Hymenoptera; Braconidae
Gene: Dph1
Product: diphthamide biosynthesis 1
Exons: 5
Coding region: 192-1424 (410 amino acids)
Biological process (GO): protein histidyl modification to diphthamide
Molecular function (GO): 2-(3-amino-3-carboxypropyl)histidine synthase activity
Source: RefSeq, a predicted model, not a curated record
CUCUACUUUAGUCCCUCCUCUUUCUAUUCAACGUCAGAUGAUUUUAUCGUAAAUAAACAAUAGAAAAACUACUGGCAAUCUGAUUUUUCUGUACCAAUAAUAAUUAUCCACGGUUUCCUCGUCAGCAGCGAGUGUCUAAUCCCCGCAAUUGAAAAGACAAUCACAAUAACCAGUUGUAAUUUGAAGGGACAAUGAGCACCGAUGAGAGUUCUGUAGUCGUGGUGAAGGCAAAACCCUUGAGGAAGAUCUUCAAGGCUCCAGUCAGGGUCAACAAAAUCCCCCAGGAUCUGCUUAACGAUCCUCUCCUGAAUGCAGCAAUAGCUGCACUCCCCGAAAACUACAAUUUCGAAAUUCACAAGACAAUCUGGAGAAUCAGGGAGACAAAAGCCAAAAGAGUUGCUCUACAAAUGCCUGAGGGACUUCUGCUUUAUGCAACAACUAUUGCAGAUAUUAUCGAAGAUUUUACUGAUACCGAGACUGUCAUAAUGGGUGACGUCACUUAUGGUGCUUGCUGUGUGGACGAUUAUUCAGCUCGAGCCCUGAAUAUUGAUCUCCUGAUCCACUACGGCCACUCCUGCUUGAUCCCGAUAGAUCAGACGACUGGGAUCAAAGUCCUCUACAUAUUUGUUGAUAUUAAAAUCGAUACAGCCCACUGCAUCGACUGCUUGCAAGCAACACUCCCAGUGAUCACGAAAAUAGCACUCGUCAGUACAAUUCAAUUCGCAGGAACCCUCCAAGCUAUUGCCAGAGAGAUGAGAAGCGCCGGGUACGAGACAACAGUACCCCAGAGCAAGCCCUUGAGUCCUGGAGAGAUUCUAGGCUGCACAGCUCCACAAAUUCGUUGUGCUGAUGCCCUCAUUUACGUCGGCGAUGGGAGAUUUCACCUGGAGGCUGCCAUGAUAGCGAAUCCAAGUCUGAGGGCCUUCAGGUACGAUCCGUACGAUAAAAAACUCACUGAGGAAUUCUACGAUCACGAGCUGAUGAGAACAGUCCGAGGGGAUGCCAUAGAGAGAGCGAAAAAUUCACAGACCAUUGGAUUGGUCCUUGGAACUCUUGGAAGACAGGGAAACCCUGCGGUAUUGAACGUAUUGGAGAGGAGAAUUCAAUCCCUGGGGAAGAGGAACGUCAAUAUUCUCCUGUCUGAAAUAUUUCCGGAUAAAAUUUCCAUGUUUGAUCAUGUGGAUUCGUUCAUUCAGAUCGCAUGUCCGAGGCUGAGUAUAGAUUGGGGUACAGCCUUCCAGAAACCAUUUCUCACGACGUAUGAGGGGGCAGUGUCACUGAAUCUAUCGAAAUACGAUCGAGAUAAACCGUACCCCAUGGAUUUUUACUCGUCAGCCUCUCUCGGUCCAUGGACACCCAAUCACAAGCCCAAUGAUCUGGAGAAGCAGAGUGACGCGUGUUGUGGUAAAUGUAAGAAUAAAUAAAUUUUUCUUUCGGCAUUUUUUAAGAAAUUUGUCAAUUCAGAAAAAUAAAAUAUCGAAUCUUUAACUGAGAACAAUAUUUAUCCG